Messenger RNA from Lineus longissimus, 2338 nucleotides. RefSeq names its product arylacetamide deacetylase-like. Gene Ontology annotation, molecular function: lipase activity; carboxylic ester hydrolase activity. Gene Ontology annotation, cellular component: membrane. Bases 149 to 1354 code for a protein of 401 amino acids. The transcript has 7 exons. Lineage: Eukaryota; Metazoa; Nemertea; Pilidiophora; Heteronemertea; Lineidae. The record is from RefSeq and is a predicted model, not a curated record.
UGCCCUGUGGUGGUAAUCAACAAAUUUCUUGGCUUUGCAACGUGGAAAUCGACAUAAAACUGUUUUUAUCCACAUUUUGAUGUAACUUUUUAUUGGCCAGAUGACAACUAACUAAGGCAACAUUAGAUUUUCAAGGCGAUCUGUCAUCAUGGAACUGCCUCAAACCAUCUUUGUGGGAAGUCUGGUUGUUGCUUUGUUAUUCUAUGCCUUCUACUCUCCGAUUCCAUCAGAGAUUGAUGAACCAUGGAAAUUAAGAUUAUGUCUUGCAUCAGCAAAGAUGGAGCAAUAUGUGGCAUCUGCUGGUGAAUAUCUUGGAUUUGAAAGCAGAGUUAACCUGACCCGAAGUAUCCAGGAAAAAACUGCUGAUGUUACUGACACGGACCCUGAUCUAGAGAUAGAUGAUACAUUCUUCCAUGGUAUUCGAGUACGUGUUUACAAACCUAGGGGAAGAAGUAUCAGGGAAAAGUCAGCCGGAAUCAUCUAUUUCCAUGGUGGAGGAUGGGUGUAUGGCAGUGUCUUAACCUAUGAUGUAUUGACAAGAACAUUAGCAAAGAAGACAAAGAUGGUGGUUGCUUCUGUAGACUACAGACUUGCACCAGAGUUUCCCUUCCCAACUCCAUUCUUUGACUGUGAGAUAGCCACGAAGUAUUUCAUUGAGAAUGCUAACUCCCUGAAUGUGGAUCCAAACAGAAUUACCGUAAUGGGUGACGAUGCUGGUGGGAACAUGGCAGCCGCUGUAGCCCUUAAACUCAGGAGCGAUGAAAUCAAAAUCAAACCAAAACUACAAGUUCUCAUCUACCCUUUAGUACAAGCCAUCGAUUACCACCUGCCGUCAUACAUGGAAAAGACGCAUUUCAUGCCAGAAAUUUUGACAACAAAGAAAGUGGUGACCUUUUUGAUGAGCUACAUGGGUGUGCAGAAUGACACCAUGGUCGAGGAAUUCAUGCGGAAUGAUCACACGUCUGCCCAUGUCAAGCAACAUUAUUACAAACACACAGAUGUUGAAAAUCUCCCGGAGGAGUUCAUUCCUGAAGGUUUUAAACCUGCUGCAAGGACUGGCGGCAACAUAGAGAUAUCGCGGCGUUAUGAAGCAUUCUAUCUGAAUCAGUAUUUCAGCCCCCUGUUGGCAGAGGAUCAUACUAAUCUUCCCAGUGCAUAUAUUCUCAUUUGUGAGCAUGAUGUUACGAGAGAUGACGGCAUGCUUUAUGCCAAAAAAUUGGGAAAAGGGAAGGUCAGUGUAAAAGUAGAACAUUAUAAGCGUGGAUUCCACGGAAUGUUAAGUCUUGUUGGUGAUUUUAAAAUCGCUGAUAAAAUGAUGGAUGAUAUUGCAGAAUACUUACUUGAAAAAUUAUGAUUGUUGAAAAUGAUCAAAUAUUUUGUUUUGAGUACAACAAAUUCUUACUUCAUAUCAAAGGAUGUAACUUUACUCUAUUAUACAGGGCCAUUGUAGCCAUGUGAUCAUAACGAAGUUACUUUCCACAAUGCUUUUGUUUGCAUAUUGCAUGUAUUGGUCUUCCUCUGUAUGUUGCAUGUUUUUUUAUAUUAUUUGGCUGUAACGCUUCAAUGAAACUGUAGAGAUAAUUGAUUUUCAAGAUUUUUUCUAGGGACUACAUUUGUACAUUAUGUAUUACAAGGAGUGGUAUAAAAAACAGACAAUCUGCUUUUGAUAACAUUUAUGCCCCAGGAUUCAUGCUCUUGUGUACAUUGCAGAAUAUAAAACAUCUUUGAUGCAUCUAUGAAACCAUCUUGCAACCAACUAUCCUUGUUUAGCCAUGACUGGAGUUAGUUGAUUCCCCCCUAUUUCUUGAUAGAAUGGAAGUCAAUACUUCUACUUAAAAGCACAUACUGUUUCUUGCCAUAAUGUCAUGAAUGUCUGGUGCUGUGUACAUGUACAUCUUAUUUUUGUAACUGCAUUUGAUAUUACAUUUCACUAGACUGUGCUAUUGCAGAUGAUUAUUUUAUAUACAUCGUAUCAUGUUACUCACUCCUACAACUUGACAUUUCAAUGUCAAGUGUGCUGCAUGUUAUAACCAUCUUAGGAUUUUAUGUAAAAAUGCUUCUUCAGAAGAAGUUUUUCUCCAUGUAGAGUUCCUACAUGUAACUUUUGUUGAAGAAAUUGAUACUGAAUUAAGGUAUACAAUGUAGGUUGUCUCAGCAAAUACUGUGAGAGUGGAGCUAAACUCUAGGCCAAAUCUGAGCGCCUCACCUAGGUUUUGUAAGUACAUAUCUUGGACUGUUGGACUGCAUUUUCAUCAUAUAUCAUACCUAUUAUUAUGGAGGUAUUGUCUCAUUUGUAUCCCAUAAAUACCAGGUUUGUUUACAGUAUGUACAUGUAAUA